AUGGCUGAGAGUAGUAGUACCAACGAAAAGUUCGUGCAACCGGCAAUCCCACGAUUCGAUGGGUUCUAUGAGCACUGGGAAAAACUGAUGGAGAAUUUCCUUCGUGCAAAGGAAUAUUGGACCCUAAUUGUGAAGGGACUCGACACAGUUCCAGAAGGCACUCAACCGAAAGAAACACAAAUGACGGUGAUAGAGGAGCAACAGUUGAAAGAUAUGAAGAUAAAGAAUUAUCUGUAUCAAGCAAUUGAUAGAGAAAUCGUGGAGACCAUACUCAAUGAUGAUACUUCCAAGCAGAUUUGGGACUCUAUGAAACAAAAGUUCAAGGGUUCCACGAGGGUGAAAAAGGCUCAAUUGCAAACAUUGAAGUCUGAGUUUGAAAUACUCAAAAUGAAGGAGGGAGAGAGUGUUAAUGCCUAUUUUGGGAAAACUCUUUCCAUUGCCAAACAGAUGAAAGCGUGUGGAAAAACUAUACAAGAAAGGGAUAUUAAAGGGAAGAUUCUCAGAUCCCUUGUACCAAAAUUUAAUUAUGUCGUUUGCUCCAUUGAAGAAUUCAACAAUGUCGACACUGUUACAGUUGAUGAACUUUAA
Vicia villosa (hairy vetch) is the source of this 588-nucleotide messenger RNA. RefSeq lists its product as uncharacterized. The record is from RefSeq and is a predicted model, not a curated record. The transcript has a single exon. Bases 1 to 588 code for a protein of 195 amino acids. NCBI's taxonomy places the organism in Eukaryota, Viridiplantae, Streptophyta, Magnoliopsida, Fabales, Fabaceae.